Molecule: messenger RNA, 3170 nt
Organism: Porites evermanni
Lineage: Eukaryota; Metazoa; Cnidaria; Anthozoa; Scleractinia; Poritidae
Source: the annotation of a GenBank genome assembly
CUGGAAAACAAACCAGUCAAGGAAAACUUUGGAGGCUGCCGCACGUGUAUGAAAUGCUUGCUCAACAAAGCAGUGGUCGUUGUUCGAUUGAAUGAUCCCCUCUGUAAGCCGUGUUUUCUUGCGUAUUUCACGCACAAAUUCCGUGCCACGAUCGGAAAGGCACGUGUGAUCAGGGCAGGCGAAAAAGUUUUGUUGGCUUUUUCUGGUGGGCCUUCUUCCAGCGCUAUGUUACACUUGGUAUGUGAAGGAUUGAGCCCAGGAGCGCCCAAAAAGCUUCGUUUUGAACCAGGAAUCGCUUUCAUUGAUGAAGGGGAAAUUUUGAAGCCAACCAGGGAAGAACGGCAGAAAUACAUCGAACGAAUUCGAGGUAUAGCAUCAAAGACAGAAUUUCCUUUUCAUCUGUUUAAUUUGGAGGACAUUUUUACCUUGGAGAAAUCUGCACAAGAUGACGCAAUUUGUUGCAAGAAAUUUGAAAAACAAGAAAGUGGUAAUGAUUCGGCAGAAAAACUUUCAAACCUUUUUGACGUGACCUUAUCUAUGACUGCAAAGGAAGACCUACUGAGAACAUUGCGAUGUCAGUUACUUCUUGCAACUGCCAGGAAAGAAGGUUAUUCAAAAGUAAUGUUAGCUGACUGUGCCACUCGCAUAUCAAUCCGGCUGUUGUCUGAUGUCUCUCAAGGAAGGGGUGCUGACCUGCCAUUUGACACUGGCUUUAGUGACAACCGUCAUGGUGAUGUCACCUUGAUAAGACCAAUGCGUGAAUUUGCGACCAAGGAAAUUGCACUGUAUAAUUUCUUCAACAGUGUGGAAACUGUGCCAAUAACAACACUAGGAACAAUGAGCCAUACUCAUGCAAGUAUUGAUCGCCUGACAGAAGAGUUUGUGACUGGUCUGCAGGCUGACUUUCCAUUUACUGUCAGCACAAUUUUUAGGACUGGAGACAAGUUAUCAGCAAUGGACUCCUCAGAUGAUACAACAAACUGUGCCUUCUGUGGAGUUCCCAUGAAUCUUGGACCCAACCAUUUUUCAACUCUCAGUGAUUCUAAGCUUGAUUCUAAGCUUGAUAUUGGGGCAUCUUCAUUUGUGGGUGAUUGUGACAGUGGGUGUUCUAGCUCAUCAUCAGGUCGCUGGUUGACCAAACAGCUUGUUCUUGAGACAUUCUGUUAUGGUUGUCAGCUGACCUUUAGAGAUGUAAAGUUCAACCCCAAUGAUCUGCCAGCCUAUGUUGUAGAAACUGCCAACAAAAUUCUACAGAGAGCCCAGAUGAAAGAACAGAUUAAAGAUUUCUUAUUAGAUGAUAGUUGACCUCUAUGGUCUAUGAUCUUGUGUGCGCGAAGGGAAUGGGUAGAGUUAUGCCAUCUCUUUCCUCUAGCCUUGGGACUGAGACGACAAUCAUAAUUCAAAAUGUAACAGGCAAAAUCUACAGAAAGACCUGGUACAUGCUCAAAACAUAUUAUGUUGUGGUUCAGUUUUAUCCUCAGUUUAAAUUUUAUUUCCGUUUGUUUUGGGGUUUGGUAAUGUAUGGUAAUGAAUUUAAAACAAAGGGAAAUAAAAAUUAAACCAAGGAUAAAAUUGAACUACAACAUAAUUAACAUUGAAAGUUAUUAUAUCUGAUUUGUUUGUUUGAAUGUGCAUGUAGGUGUGUCAAAUAAAAUUGUUUCUCAGGUUAAACCAGUGAGUUAGCUCUUUGGUAGAGAUCUCACCCUGGUAACCAAGGUUUACAGCUGUUUCGGAUUACACGCAUUCUUUGAUGUUCCUGUAAAUUUUCCUUUACACUAGAUGUUUUCAUAAUGUUAGAUUUUGAGAACAAUGUUGUUACUACAAUGUAUGUAGUAAUAAUAAUAUAAAAGACAUUGUUCAGGGGUUUCAAUAAAAUUUGAAAGAUACGGCAGUGCUGACUGUAUCAACAAGGUUUAGAUGAAUCUUUCCUUUUGAUUACUUCAGUAGACCAUUUUACAGUUGUGGGCUUAGUAUCCUAGCCUUUAAGUGGAUGUGAGGCUGAGGUUGACUUUGUUUUGAUACAAACCUCUUUCCUUUUCUUAUUUAAAUUAUGCUUAAAUUACGUAGUUAGCAUAAGAAAAACCUGAUUUACAUAAUAAAUCAGGAGGGGUUGUAUUAAAGCAAGGUCAACUCCAGCCUCUUUUUCCACUGUAACUGUAAAAUGCCUCUUAGCAAAGUAGCUAAAGCUUCUUAUUUUCCAAUCAGUGCUUAUAUUGUAAGCAUUGGUUAUCUGAAUGAAAUAAUUUUAUUUAAUUUUCACUCAAUGCAAACCAUUGUAACCUUAGUUUCCAGAGCCUCCUGGCCCAUUAUUAUACUAACUACAAUUGACUUUCCUUCAAGCCCGCAAGCAAGCUCUCUAUUCAUGGUAAGUGAAGUGAGCUGCAAGAGAACAUGCACAAGAAAAUGUUCUCGCAUCUCCUUUUUCGUGCUACUCUCUGGCCACUUCUCGCAUUUCCCCCAAAUGGAGAACUUGCUAGCUGGCUACUUUCCUUCUCUAAUCAAAAACACUGAAAUUUUUUUCUCCAGUUCACAUGAACUCCUCUAUGGGUUUGCCAACCGCCUGUCUGCCGAUUUUACACCACCCCCUGGACUGGAAGGGAGAAAUAGCCUUAUAUGACGGAGAAAGGGCGAUGACGAAUACCGCUGGCCUGAACCAGGCUCAGUUUCUUGUUAUCCGACGACGAACGUCACUUCAUUCCAGUCAAAAUGAUCAAACUUGCAGAGUGGAUUAUAUUUGCUGGACUAGCGUUUUCAAUCUGGAUUACAUUAUUAACAGAUAUUCUACCUCUUAAAGUAUCUUACAAAGCGAAAGAAGUGAUAUGGCCGGUAAGUUUAGAAAUGUUUGACUGCACGUGUGGUAUAAAAACUAUCCACAGACAAUCGUGGAAUUACUUGAGCCUAUCUAUUAUAGCUUAAAACAAUUUGCCUCUGAAAUGAUUUAUUUUUUACAGAUGCCAGUAUAUGCCCUGAUAGUCUUUGGAGUAAGUAAAUUGUAUUUUAUUUUCCUUUAAUUUUCAGUUGUUUACGUGUAAUCUUGCUGUCGAGUCCAUAGCUUAGAAGUUGUAGCCCUACGUUUUUCUUUUCGUUUGCAGUGUUAUUCUUUAGCAACUAUAGGAUACCGUGUAGCGACCUUUAAUGACUGCGUAGAAGCCUCUGAAUCUUUGAAGCAG